GCAGUGCCGAGUGCUUGAGGCUGAAUCAUCACCUGAUCAUUGCUCUGUCUGAAAAAGCCUUCCUUUCAGUGCCGCAGACCUUGCGUGAUCGGCCUUGGCGAGUAUAUAUGGGCGACGGUCUUGAGGUGAUUGGAAUUCGUACUUUCGUCGACAGACUGCGAGCGCAGCAACGAUAUAUCGAUCUCCAAACUGCUAUUCUGCACAACAAUGCUAUAGAUGAAAUCCGAAGGUUAGCAGAGGCCGGAGAGCCAGUGACAUUGUUGAAAGAUUUCGGGGACAGAAAUCCUUGCGCUCUCAUAAAGCGCGCCUCGACAGACAGCAAACAAGCGCGGAUGGAAGAGCGACUGAGGGCGAUAACUCUUGCUACCAAAGCUCUCCCUGCGAAGUUCCAUUUGCAGCCUGAAGACCUUGACUGGUACAAGAGCCAGGACCCGAACAAGAUUUUCGGCUUUGCAGAGAGCCAAUCGGAUAUUGCCACGUCUGUAUAUACUGGAACAGGCAACCCUGAGUCGAUCGCGUCUGGCCUGACGGAGCAAUCGCGGGCCAAUCAAUUCCUGGAGCCCAGGCCUACUGACGACCAUACGAUAGGGGCGACUUUGUCGAGGCCUUUAUCGUCAGACGAAAUCGCAGAAGUGCAAGGACGAAUAGCUAGCUCGAGACUUGCGGGAACGCAACAUCCUGGCAAUGAUGCUGAUAGUCUGUAUGACAUCUAGGCGCCGUGCUCUUGUUCAUUGUAUCGCAAGUCGGCCCGAGCGACGAAUUCUGCUCAUGCGCACAUAAUAGGGUUCUAAUGCAGAAUAUCCAAUAGGCCCGAGUUCCGGAGACCGCAGUAAACAAGCGUCG
Messenger RNA from Filobasidium floriforme, 843 nucleotides. RefSeq lists its product as uncharacterized. The record is from RefSeq and is a predicted model, not a curated record. The coding region runs from base 108 to 713 and encodes 201 amino acids. NCBI's taxonomy places the organism in Eukaryota, Fungi, Basidiomycota, Tremellomycetes, Filobasidiales, Filobasidiaceae. The transcript has 2 exons.